This is a messenger RNA of Metarhizium album ARSEF 1941, 528 nucleotides long. RefSeq lists its product as uncharacterized. Bases 1 to 528 code for a protein of 175 amino acids. The record is from RefSeq and is a predicted model, not a curated record. The transcript has 2 exons. NCBI's taxonomy places the organism in Eukaryota, Fungi, Ascomycota, Sordariomycetes, Hypocreales, Clavicipitaceae.
AUGCCUAAGGAACAAAAUACUCUGUCGAGUCUCAACUCCGAGACCUCGUCCAUCCCACAGACCGGAGUCGUGUCCCCCACGCGCGCCACAAAGUCCAAGCGCGUCCUUAGGGACACAGGCUUCCCAGAAUAUUUUCGCAAUGGCCCCAACACCACGCUGCCUCACCCCGAAGCGGACCUUUCCCCGAACGCGAUGCUUUCGUACGAGGAUGUCUCCGAAGAGCGAAUGAUCAAGAGGCAUUGGCGAUCCUUUUUGAGGAAGCACAAGCGGACGGUUUCCCACGGCGUCAUUAAUUCUCAGUCUGAAGCCUUGAACAGCAGUGCAUCUCUUUCGACGCUGGAUUUCGACGGGAAUACCGCCAAGCAAUUGAGGAGCACGUCGACAACCAGCAUACGACUGUCCAAGGACGGGGGCGAGAGCAUCCGCUCCGGCUCCAAGAAGUAUGAGGAAGACACACCGCCGACCUCUCCAGAUGUGGCAGAACGCCGCCGAAAGCCCAGAUUGUUCGGUCGGUUGAAGCGACCUUGA